AGUGCUCUGUUAGGAACAUAAGGAACCAUCAGAUCUCUGAUAUAAGAUGGAGCUUGGCCAUUUAAGGCUUUAUAUGUGAGAAGGAGGAUUUUAAAUUCUAUUCUUCAUUUAACAGGAAGCCAUGUGUGGCGCUUCUGCUUAUGAAUUUAAUUGUACACCUGUUUGAAUAUCCCCAAAACGGACAUUUGCUGCCACCUUGUGGCGUAGAUGUAACAUUACAAAAAAACAAUGUCAUCACCGAAUAUUACCUGCUGUCAUCAUCGGGUGUUUCAGCAAGUGCUUUAUAUGUUUAUGUAUGAAUAUUUAUAUGUUAUCUAACAGUUACGAUAAAUGUAAUUGGAUGAGAUGUUGGGGUUUUUAUGCAGGAUAAAACGUUUGGAGGGUUUGCUGGACGGUAUGCCUUAAAACAAUACUGUCACUUGGAAUUUUCUAAUUUUCAAGAGUCUACAUUUUCAUAAAGCAAGAAAAUGCAACAAUAUUGUCUGCCUCCUCUUCUUAUCGAUGCAUUCGACAAUCACUACAUCAACAGCUCUGUCUGUAUCCCAGCAUGGGCCCGGAAGUUGUUUGGGUUUCAGGUGAAAAAAAAAGAAGAAAGAAAGAAAAAAGGAACGACAGAAAGGAGGAGAGGAAGAUCCCAGGGAUGCUGCCGCCGCUGGGGGAAACAAACAGCCAGGCGGACAAUUAAAGAGCAGAGCACCGAUCGGCCGCCAGGCAUCUGGUGAAAGAAUGAAUGCUGAUGAAUGUAAUGGAGGCUCAUAUCCACAAGGUAAUGGCGGCGAAUCAACAGCAGAGCAGGAUUUUUAUGGUGGGUUGCGGGCCACUUCUGCAAGAUCUCCUAGCAGCCAGCAGUCCUCUCCCCUUCGCUCAUUAAGUGACUCCAUUAAGGUGGAGCUGUGUAGCGAUGAAGAGUCUUCAGGUGCCCGUCAGUCUGAGAACAAAGAGGCCGUAGGGAGUGACAGUGGGAAAAAUGACAGAGCGGGUCCUGCUGAAGAAGGAGGUGCUGCUUUUGCCGGGAGCAGAGGAGAGGGAGGAAACAUUUACAAUGAGACGGCUACUCCUAAUUCGGCCUCGCCUGGACCUAUCCGGCUGCCCAACGGGAAGCUGCAGUGUGAGGUGUGUGGGAUGGUCUGCAUUGGACCUAAUGUGCUGAUGGUCCACAAGCGCAGCCAUACAGGCGAGCGUCCAUUUCAGUGCAACCAGUGUGGAGCCUCCUUCACCCAGAAGGGUAACCUGCUGCGUCAUAUCAAACUUCAUUCAGGAGAGAAGCCUUUCAAAUGUCCUGUUUGCAGCUAUGCCUGCCGCAGGAGAGAUGCUCUGGCAGGUCAUCUGCGCACUCAUACAGUUUCUUCCCCUACGGUGGGAAAACCUUACAAGUGCACCUACUGCAGUCGCAGCUAUAAGCAACAGAGCACGCUGGAGGAACAUCUGGAGCGCUGCCAUAGUUACAUGAAGACUCUGGAACCUGCACAGAUGCAACUAGGUGAAGAGUCAGUAAAUAUGGAAAGCAUCUCUAAGCCUGCGUUGCAGCCGUCCAAUGAGAAAAGGCCGUUUGUGGACAGACUGACUGUCAGCAUAACCAAACGCAAGAGGUCAACGCCACAGAAGUUUUUAGGAGAAAAGCACAUGCACCUUGAACCACCAGAAGCACCUUACGAACUGUCCUCUGGCUCUGAAAAGGAAGGGGAUCUCCUGAGCUCCCAUUCUGCUGGAGACUCAUCCGGUCUGGUUAGUUCACACCUCCACUUUGCGAGAGGUAAAGCUGAGAACCACGAGUCCCCCUCGCUGCCUCAGCUCCACCCUGGCUUUGUGGCGGAGCUACGAACUGUUGUUGGUUCCCUCAACAGCAAUGUGGUUCCUCAGGCCCUCCGACCUCAUGGGAGUGUGGGGCUUGCAGCAGUGUCAGCCGGGCUCCCCAGGGAGGCUGGGGAAGGCCGGGAUGACCAGCCCUCCACGCACAGUCACACCACCUCACCCAACGGCUGUCCAGACUCUACGGACACAGAAAGCACAGCGGAAGAGCAGAGCACAAGGGCUUCGGCCCCGACGAGUACCUCCAACAACCAUCACCUCCACUACCUGACCCCAGCGCUGCCCCGCAGCCUCCCCACUGCCAGCCCCAGCCAAGCCAAAGACUUGGAGACAGAGUGGGGUCCUGUGCCCCCGGGUGUAAUAAAGAGGAACCAAGGAUCACCGCUCUCUGCUAGGAACAAUUUGCAGGUUUUAGACAGGGCCGGCAGGCCGGUGCGUUCCUUCUACUGCCGGCACUGCUGCAUCCUCUUCCUGGACCACGUCAUGUACACAAUCCACAUGGGCUGCCACGGCUUCCGCCAACCAUUCGAGUGCAACAUCUGCGGCCAUCCCAGCCAAGACCGCUACGAGUUCUCAUCUCACAUCAGCCGUGGAGAGCACCAGGUGGGCUAAAGACGAGGGGGGCUGCACGAGGAGUAGGUUGUCGCUGUAAUAUAAAAGGGGGCUCAUGUUUGUUCUGCACCAGAUCAGCUGCUUUAAAUCCCUACUUUAAGUCAAAUAAAUCCUGAGUUUACUUUGGACUUAUAUCCCACAUGGCAUAGGUGAGUGGAAAAUCUUUUUAAGGCAUUGGUUAGAUUAGUUUAGACAAGUAAAUUAUGUAAGUGAUUGCACUCCCUUAUCAAAUCACAUGGCAAACUAAAGGUUUUGCCUUAGAAGUGCCUUUGGGGAUUUCCUCUGAACACACACUCUAACACAACAAAACACACACCCACACAAAAAGAAACAGAGGAGAACUGGUGCUCAAGAAACUCGAUUAGCCAUCCUUUCCUCGGUUAUUUAGAGAAUGAUCACACCUAGGAGGUCAUGUUCACAUGCAGUUCUUGAAAGCAUUUAUUAAAAAUAUAUUUUAUCCAAUGUGCACUAAGAUUUCUGCAUUAGUGGCUGAGGAGGGUGCUUUUGUGUGUCAGGUAUGCUACAUAUGCACUGAGAGCGGUGUGUCUAUGAGUGUGGGGGGGAGUUUUUGUCACAGAUGAAGCACAGACGCGGACUGCCUUAACUCCUACAGUUGUGACUGUUGUAGGAAAACAUAUUGUUUACAGCUCGGUUCAACGGCGCGCCAAGUAGGCAUGGGCUGGUGGGAGAUUUUCAUGGUAUAACAGUAAAACAAGCCAGGCUUUUAUUUUUUUUAUUAAAUAAUUUUAUUUCUUUUUUUAAUAAAACCAGUUAGCAAAAAACAUUCCAACUAAAAUAUUAGUUACAAUUAUAACAUCAUCUAAAUAAUUGUUGAUGUAAUUAUUGUUUCUUUUAACUAAAUCCAAACUUUGAAUAAACAACUACAACAGUUAGUUGUGCUUUGUAGUGGCGCUACACUGCAAAAACGAUCUAGAAAUAAGUCAAAAUGUCUUAAAUUAAGUGUAUUUACCCUUGAUUUGAGUAGGUU
Molecule: messenger RNA, 3409 nt
Organism: Cyprinodon tularosa
Lineage: Eukaryota; Metazoa; Chordata; Actinopteri; Cyprinodontiformes; Cyprinodontidae
Gene: ikzf4
Product: IKAROS family zinc finger 4
Exons: 8
Coding region: 727-2421 (564 amino acids)
Biological process (GO): regulation of transcription by RNA polymerase II
Molecular function (GO): RNA polymerase II cis-regulatory region sequence-specific DNA binding; DNA-binding transcription factor activity
Source: RefSeq, a predicted model, not a curated record